Messenger RNA from Capsicum annuum, 1197 nucleotides. RefSeq lists its product as uncharacterized. The transcript is spliced from 5 exons. Bases 1 to 1197 code for a protein of 398 amino acids. The record is from RefSeq and is a predicted model, not a curated record. Lineage: Eukaryota; Viridiplantae; Streptophyta; Magnoliopsida; Solanales; Solanaceae.
AUGGAUAUACUUGAGUGGGAGGGCGAUUAUAGUCCUACUUCAAUGAAACUUAUUUUCUUUCUACGUGCAAAGUGGUUAAUUGUGAGAGGUUGUUUGGACUUCCUAGCACAUCUUCGGGACACGUUCGCAGAGGUCUCAUUUAUUGAGUUAGUUCUUGUGUUGUGUGAGUACCAAGAGGUUUUUCCUAUAGAUUUGUCGGGUAUGCCACCUGACCGUGACAUUGAUUUUUGUAUUGAUCUAGAGCUAGGUACACGUCCUAUUUCUAUUCCUCCCUAUAAGCUAGCUCCGGCUGGUUUAAGGAAGCUAAAUUCUCAGUUGCAGGAUUUGUUGAGUAAGGGUUUUAUCCGUUCGAGUGCCUCUCCUUGGGGUGCUCCUAUCUUGCUUGUGAAGAAGGAUGGUAGUCUUCGUAUGUGUACAGACUACAACCAAUUAAACAAAGUUACAAUUCAUAAUAAGUAUCCUUUGUCUCGUAUGGAUGAUUUAUUUAACCAGUUGCAGGUUGCAUUCGUAUUGUCUAAGAUUUAUUUGAGGUUCAGGCAUGUGUUUUCAAAGAAAGAGGUGAUAGUAGACCCGCAGAAGAUUGAAGCAAUUAAGAAUUGGGAUAGUCCUACUUUAGUGACAGAGGAAAAAAACAUGAUUGGUUAUGCUUUGAGAUAUUUGAAGCCCAAUGAGAAGAAUUAUCCCACUCAUAAUUUGGAGUUAGCUGCUGGGAGUUUCCAGCAGAUAAAGUACGAGCAUCAGAAGCCUGAUGGUACUCUUCAGAGAAUGCCCAUUCCUGAAUGGAAAUGGGAGAUGAUAGCUAUAGAUUUUGUUGUUAGUCUUCGCAAAAGUUUGGGAAAAUAUGAUUCUAUAUGGGUUAUUUUUGAUAGGUUGACUAAGUCUGCAGAUUUUAUUACAGUUCAGCUUGUGGGUCCGGUGGCCUAUAGAUUGGCAUUGCCUCCGAGUUUGUCGGGAGUUCACCCUGUGUUUCAUGUAUCUAUGUUAAAGAAGUUUCAUGGUUAUGGUAAUUACAUAAUUCAUUGGGAUUCGGUCUUGUUAGAUGAAAACCUCUCUUAUGAAGACUUGUUAGAUAAAAACCUCUCUUAUGAAGAGGAACCUAUUACUAUUCUUGAUAGAGACGUUCGUAAGUUGAGGACUAAGAAGAUUGCUUCUGUGAAGGUCCAGUGGAAGAAUCAUCCUAUUAAGGAGGCCACGUAG